This is a messenger RNA of Closterium sp. Naga37s-1, 384 nucleotides long. Lineage: Eukaryota; Viridiplantae; Streptophyta; Zygnematophyceae; Desmidiales; Closteriaceae. The record is from the annotation of a GenBank genome assembly.
AUGCCCAAUGAGCCCCUUCCUUCACUCUUCUCAGGCACUCUUGAGGAGGAGGUGGAGGAGGAGGAAGUGGUCGCACCUCCUGCUAUGCCCAUGUCCCUACCUCAAUCCCCACCCCACCUCCUACAGUCGCCGCCCGUUGGUGAGGGGGGGACUGUGGUGUCGACGUCUGUGAUGAUCACCGACGGGCAGCGCCUUGUGACUAAGCAGCUGCAGGACGAGAACAGCAUGGAUGGAGUGCAGCAGAGUGGGGGAAAGGAGACAGGGGAGCAGCAGACAGGGGAGCAGCAGACAGGGGAGCAGCCGAUUGGUGAGCAGCAGAUAGGGGAGGAGCAGAUUGGGGAGCAGCAGACAGGGGAGCCACAGACAGGGGAGCAAGAGAUUUAA